Molecule: messenger RNA, 474 nt
Organism: Closterium sp. NIES-67
Lineage: Eukaryota; Viridiplantae; Streptophyta; Zygnematophyceae; Desmidiales; Closteriaceae
Source: the annotation of a GenBank genome assembly
UUUUCCUUCCCCGUCGUCCCGUUCACUCCACAGCGCAGCAGCACGGCGUGGCCAACUGAUCGUUCGUUCCCGCAUCGGAUCUGGCCAGGAGUCGGACACGUGUAAUACACUUGCAGUUUAUCUGUUCGCCGUCCCUCCCGCUCUUAUCUAGCAUUCCUCUCUGAAAUCCGGUUGAGGUGUUUUUAGAAACAACCGUCCGUGCCGCCUCCCAUCGCCGUCUGCUUGCGCCUUCCGCUUUCCGGCUUCCGCGUUUUGCCUUCCGCCUUCCGCCUUUUGCCGUCCGCCUUCCGCUUUCCGCCUUCCGCCGUGUGCGCGUGCCCGGCACCGCCUGUCGCCAUGACGGCUUGCUUACUGCGAGCGCUCGGCGCUUCGAGUACGAACUUCGUAGCGGGAUGUAACAGGCUCGCGCUCGCUUCGUCCACGUCAUCUCGGCCUCUGCUGACGCUGCGCCGAUCUGGCCAGCGCGCUUUCCAC